Notolabrus celidotus (New Zealand spotty) is the source of this 2742-nucleotide messenger RNA. It is a transcript of the gene slc13a3, whose product is annotated as solute carrier family 13 member 3. Gene Ontology annotation, molecular function: sodium:dicarboxylate symporter activity; succinate transmembrane transporter activity; citrate transmembrane transporter activity. The transcript has 12 exons. NCBI's taxonomy places the organism in Eukaryota, Metazoa, Chordata, Actinopteri, Labriformes, Labridae. The record is from RefSeq and is a predicted model, not a curated record. Gene Ontology annotation, cellular component: membrane. Bases 27 to 1709 code for a protein of 560 amino acids. Gene Ontology annotation, biological process: monoatomic anion transmembrane transport; citrate transport.
GAAAAUGUCUUUAUGUGGUGGUGCUGAUGGCUAUGUUUUGGUGCACAGAGGCCCUCCCUCUGGCCGUCACCGCCAUGCUUCCAGUCUGCCUCUUCCCAACACUGGGAAUCCUUCCAUCCAAGAAAGUCUGCCCUCAGUACUUCCUCGAAACAAACUUUCUCUUCCUCAGCGGUUUGGUGAUGGCCUCAUCCAUCGAGGAGUGGGGGCUUCACCGCAGAAUAGCUCUGAAGGUCCUUACUAUUGUUGGAGUGAAACCAGCCUGGCUCAUACUGGGGAUGAUGCUGACCUCAGCCUUCUUGUCCAUGUGGCUCAGUAACACCGCCACAACAGCCAUGAUGCUCCCUAUCGCCAACGCCAUCCUGGAGAGUCUGUUUGGAGACCUGGAGACCCUGAAAAAGAAGUGCAAGUCCACUGAGGAUUCUGAGGGAGAUAUAUUAAACGGUCACUCUAAUGUAAAACUGCAUUCACUGCCCUCUGUGCCCUCAGAAAAACAAAUGCUGUCGAUAGACGGGCCUGACGGGAAGGAGCAGACUGACCAGAUGACAGCUGCAGACAGCCAAUCAGAGGCCCAGUAUCAGCUGAAGGUGUGGAAAGGAUUCCUGAUCUGUAUCCCUUAUGCAGCCAGUAUUGGAGGCACCGCCACGCUGACUGGCACCGCACCAAACCUCAUCCUGAUUGGACAGCUCAAAAGCUACUUUCCUGACUGCGACCUGAUCAACUUUGGCUCCUGGUUUGCAUUUGCUUUCCCGCUCAUGUGUCUCUUCCUGUUUUUGGGAUGGAUUUGGAUCUCGUUUCUCUAUGGAGGAUUGAAUACAAGAUUGUGCUUCAAGAAACAUGACCGAAGAGCCGAGGCAGAGGCCAGAGCGAAGGCUCUAAUAGUGGAAGACUACAGAAAACUAGGGCCCUUAAAUUUUGCAGAGGGAGCAAUCUCUUUCUUUUUUGUCCUCUUUGCUGUUCUCCUGUUCACGAGAGAUCCCAAAUUUGUCACCGGAUGGUCUGUGUUUUUCAAAAAAGGGUAUGUCUCAGAUGCAGUCACCGGUGUUAUCAUUGUGUCUAUAUUGUUCUUCUUCCCCUCGCAGAAACCUUCUCUGAGCUGGUGGUUCGACCCUAAAGCCUCAAACACUCCUUAUGUCCCGCUGUUAUCGUGGAAGAAAGCUCAGGAAUCUGUCCCGUGGAAUAUUAUUCUGCUUCUUGGAGGUGGUUUCGCGAUGGCUAAAGGCUGUGAGGAGUCCGGACUUGCCUCGUGGAUUGGAGGCCACCUCCAGCCUUUGGCAGAGGUUCCUCCUGCUGCAGCUGUGAUGUUGAUCACUGCUUUCCUGGCCUGUUUCACUGAGUUUGCCAGCAACACUGCCACUAUUAUAAUAUUUUUACCCGUCAUUGCUGAACUGGCUAAUCACGUCUUAGUGAACCCUCUGUACUUCAUGAUACCUGCAACAGUGGGAUGUUCAUAUGCCUUCAUGCUGCCAGUGUCCACACCUCCCAACUCCAUCGCCUUUGCAUCAGGACAUCUCAUGGUCACAGACAUGGUAAAAACGGGCUUUGUCAUGAACAUCCUGGGUGUUCUCUCAGUCGCUCUUGCCAUGAACACGUGGGGCGUCGCAAUGUUUGACUUGAAUACGUAUCCAGAGUGGGCUCGCCCUCUGAACAAGUCAGCUGUUCUUACAGAUGUGCACAUUCCACCCAUACCAUCAUUCAAUGCUACUCACUGAUUACACAACCAACCUCAGCAUGAACACAGAGGAAGUGACAGAAGACUGUGAAAAAAUAAUAUGUUUAGCAGACACAAAAGUCUGUGGUGCACACAAAAACUCUGUGUCGUUGAUAUCAGAACAAUCUGGGAGCUUCAGCUGUUACCUGUUUGGAUAAAUUAACUUUAGUCUUAUUGUAUUCAAGAGUUUUUUUAGGCUCAGAAGGUCAAGAUUUCAUGCUGUGAACUCUUAGUUUAGGGACACUCCAAGUAUGAGGAACUGUUUUGUUGUGUUGAUUUUGUUUCCCCCUGUGGACAAAAGUGGUACGCCUAGGGUUACAAGCAGCAUGGGUGUUUGUUUUGAAAGUGUGAGCAUGUAAAGGAAAGGAGGAGUCAAGUUUCAUUUUGAACAGUGCACACAUAUUUGUUACUAAAUGAGAUUUAUAUUUGUCUUACCACUGUGAUUAAACUAAGUGUUAUUAAUUUCUUAACCAUUUAUAUACCUAGUUCAGCGACAGCUUACACCCCUCAGAUCUGGUUGCUCUGUACUAAUAAUUUUGGUAAGAAAGACAGAAUUAUAAACAAUUUCUUAUAAUGUCGUCUUCAUAAUAAUUAGUAAACAAUAAAAGAUAGCAUGAUAGCCAACUUAAAACAUAAUAUAAAAAAAACCCAGUCAUUUUACUGUUAUGCAAAGAGUUCCCUCUGAGAACAAUACACAAACCACAGACCACAUUCAGGGAAAAUAUAGGAUCUGUUUCAAUCCCAGUAUCCAUAUAUGUGCCAAAUGUUCUGUAAAAACAACACUUCUCCUCUUUCCCUUCAGCUGGCCUAUAGGUCCACUGGGGCGGCAUAUGAAAGGGUGAAAUCUAAUUGGCCACUCCUAGUGCUGCCCCAAAAUACUUCACUGUGAUUGGCUAUUUGCCUUGUCAGAGGUGGAACUUAAGUUGUUAAGUUACUAAUAAGUUAGUUGGAUUGUCUUGCAACAGGCUGCUGGUAGCUUUCUUUACAUUCCAAUGUUGCACAUUUUCUAUUACCCAUAUUUCGAAAUGUGACUU